This is a messenger RNA of Sciurus carolinensis (gray squirrel), 2860 nucleotides long. RefSeq names its product serine palmitoyltransferase long chain base subunit 1 (gene Sptlc1). The transcript has 15 exons. The record is from RefSeq and is a predicted model, not a curated record. The coding region runs from base 124 to 1545 and encodes 473 amino acids. Gene Ontology annotation, molecular function: pyridoxal phosphate binding; serine C-palmitoyltransferase activity. Gene Ontology annotation, cellular component: endoplasmic reticulum. NCBI's taxonomy places the organism in Eukaryota, Metazoa, Chordata, Mammalia, Rodentia, Sciuridae. Gene Ontology annotation, biological process: ceramide biosynthetic process; sphingosine biosynthetic process.
GGCCUCCCUCGGCUCUGUGCGCAGCGCCAGGCGGUGCGGGGCGCAAGGACGUCACUAGGCCGCGACGCGCACUGUUUGACAUACUUGUGACCCGCCUUCCGGAAGGAAGCUCAGCGGCUGACCAUGGCGACCGCCGCGGAGCAGUGGGUCCUGGUGGAGAUGGUACAGGCUCUCUAUGAGGCCCCUGCUUAUCAUCUCAUUUUGGAAGGAAUUCUAAUACUCUGGAUAAUCAGACUUCUUUUCUCCAAAACUUACAAAUUACAAGAACGAUCUGAUCUUACAAUCAAGGAAAAGGAAGAAUUGAUUGAAGAGUGGCAACCAGAACCUCUUGUUUCUCCUGUUUCAAAAGACCAUCCUGCCCUCAACUACAACAUUGUUUCAGGCCCUCCAAGCCACAACAUUGUGGUGAAUGGAAAAGAAUGUGUAAACUUUGCCUCCUUUAAUUUUCUUGGAUUGCUGGAUAAUCCUAGGGUUAAGGCAGCAGCUUUAGCUUCUCUAAAGAAGUAUGGAGUGGGAACCUGUGGCCCUAGAGGAUUUUAUGGCACAUUUGAUGUUCAUUUGGAUUUGGAAGAGCGCCUGGCAAAAUUUAUGAAGACCGAAGAAGCCAUUAUAUACUCAUAUGGAUUUUCCACCAUAGCCAGUGCGAUCCCUGCUUAUUCUAAGAGAGGAGACAUUGUAUUUGUAGAUAGAGCUGCCUGCUUUGCUAUUCAGAAAGGAUUACAGGCAUCACGUAGUGACAUUAAGUUAUUUAAGCAUAAUGAUGUGGCUGACCUAGAGCGACUACUAAAAGAACAAGAGAUCGAAGAUCAAAAGAAUCCUCGUAAGGCUCGUGUAACUCGACGUUUCAUUGUAGUGGAAGGAUUAUAUAUGAAUACUGGAACUAUUUGUCCUCUUCCAGAAUUGGUUAAAUUAAAAUAUAAAUACAAAGCAAGAAUCUUUUUGGAAGAAAGCCUUUCAUUUGGAGUCCUUGGAGAGCAUGGCCGAGGAGUCACUGAACACUAUGGAAUCAGUAUUGAUGAUAUUGAUCUUAUUAGUGCCAACAUGGAGAACGCACUUGCUUCCAUUGGAGGUUUCUGCUGUGGCAGAUCAUUUGUAAUUGACCAUCAGCGACUCUCUGGCCAGGGAUACUGCUUUUCAGCUUCAUUACCUCCUUUGUUGGCUGCUGCUGCCAUUGAAGCCCUCAACAUCAUGGAAGAGAAUCCAGGUAUUUUUGCAGUGUUGAAGAAAAAGUGCCAGCAAAUACAUAAAGCUUUACAAGGCAUUUCUGGAUUAAAAGUAGUAGGGGAGUCCUUCUCUCCAGCAUUUCACCUACAACUGGAAGAGAGCACUGGGUCUCGAGAGAAAGAUGUGAAACUGCUUCAGGAAAUCGUAAAUCAGUGCAUGAGCAGAAGUAUUGCAUUAACUCAGGCCCGCUACUUGGAGAAAGAAGAGAAGUGCCUCCCUCCUCCAAGCAUUCGGGUCGUGGUCACAGUAGAACAGACAGAGGAGGAACUGGAGAGAGCUGCGUCCACCAUCAAGGAGGUGGCCCAAGCUGUCCUGCUCUAGGUGGAGUCCAGCACCCAGUGGCUCCUGCCACAGACAUGCAGACAGGACUUCUCGGAGACCUCUUGCUGACUAGGGGUGACCUAAAGAGAACUCGAGGACGUCUAUAGGAUUGCUUCCAAAUGGCAUGAAUAUGGACCAAAUGUGUGACCAUGAGAAGGAUGAAUGCUUCUGAUUUUUAAAAGAAAACACAUCUAAAGCCCAGGAACUGAUUUUCUAAGAGAAAGACUAAUGAUGAUGUGUAACUAGUAUUUAAAUUGUGCUAUUUAGUGCUGUUUAAAUGUUCUGUUAUACUAGUAUUUUAUAUUCUUUGUUGUUAUCGUCUUGUAAAACCAGAACUUCAGUUUCUCUUCUCCCUUCUGUAGUAAUGACUCUGUAAGCACUCCUUAAUAUUUCAUUGAAAAAUGACUUUGCAACUUAAUUAAAGCUAAGAGGAAUACUUCAUAUGUGAACUUACUACUGAAGAGUUAAUUCAACCAUAUCUUUUCUAGUUUUCAUCAUAUAAAGCUAAAUCAUGUCUAAUAUGCAAAGAAAUACUUUUUUUGUGAUUAUCAUAAAUUUCAUUAUAAUAUAUUUGAAUCCUAGAAUUUUAUAUAUACUAAAUAUUGGUGUUAUACCAUUUCUAAUUUGAGCAUCUAUCCCUAACCAGAGAAUAUUCAUUCUACUUACUAAGCGAGCAAUAAUUUAAAUAAAACACUAUUUUAUUUUAAUAUAAUUGACCUUUAAGUUUAUUCUGUGUUGAUUUCUAAUCUUCUUUAGGAAGAAGGUUGUUUUGUUGACCCUCAAAUUCAAAUCAUGUCCUUGAUAUUUUAGACUAUCUCAAAUGUUCUUUAUUUUGUAGUAGGUUUGCCUAGGGACAUAAAAUGACAGGCUUUUUCUAGGGUAAGAAAAAAAUGAGAACUUUUUCUUUUCAUCUUAUGGAUUCCAGAUAUCUAAGGAAGAUGUGAAAGCACUAAAAAUAAAAUAUUAAGCUGUACUGUAGCUAUUUUUUUCUUUAGCAAGUGAAGUUAAACGGUGUAAAGGUUUCUGAUAUGUGCUACAAGAUAGCACACAAGCAUUACACCAUUAUUCCUUCUUUUAUUAAAAAAUAAAGAAAAUUGUAAAAGAUAAUGUCAUUUUUGUAACCUGUGUUAAUGUUAACAAGUAGUCUUCAACAUCUUUUUAAAUGACACAUAAUUUUUUAAUGUUGUUUCUGUUUUGCUUGAGGUAUUUCAUACAUAUGUGCCUUGUGAUUGCUGCUGCUUUAAAGGAUACAGUACUGUCCAGGGGAUGAAUCUUGCUUAGUUUUUUUAAUGAAAUAAAUGGACAUUCCUGAUGA